This is a messenger RNA of Pyrenophora tritici-repentis Pt-1C-BFP, 1647 nucleotides long. The record is from RefSeq and is a predicted model, not a curated record. NCBI's taxonomy places the organism in Eukaryota, Fungi, Ascomycota, Dothideomycetes, Pleosporales, Pleosporaceae.
AUGUUGUGGUCUUGCCUUCUAGUCGGCCUGACACACGUCAUUGGCGCCACAUGCGCGCCACAGACGUUCGAUUAUGUCAUCGUCGGAGGCGGCCCAGCAGGUCUACUCAUCGCGAACCGCCUAUCCGCAGAUUCAAACAUCACCGUUGCAGUCAUCGAAGCAGGAGACUCUGCGUACAACAACCCGAAUGUCACAUACGUCCCAAAAUCGCUUCUCGAGUAUGGCCUGUUUAUCGGUACAUCGAUUGACUGGGGUUACAUGACGGUACCGCAAAAGUAUGCUGAAAACCGUGAGUUGAAUUACUGGGCUGGAAAGGCGUUGGGCGGGAGUACGACGAUUAAUGGUAUGACGUAUCUGCAAGCGGAGAAGGAUCAGAUUGAUGCGUGGGAAGAGUUGGGGAACGAGAGUUGGAAUUGGGAUAGUCUUUUUGAGUACUUUAUUGCGCAAGAGGGAUUUCAAACGCCGAGUGCUGAGCUGCAGGCUAGGGGCACGGGAUAUGACGAUGAUGCGCAUGGGAAGGAGGGGGAGCUAGCUGUUGGUUUCACUCCGUAUCUUACUGCUGGAUUUAGGGAUCUGAUGAAAGAGACGUCUGAAGCGCUUGGGUAUCCGUAUAACAAGGAACCGAACGAUGGCAAGAUGCGUGGGUUUAACACCUGGCCCAUGACGCUGAACGAAACUGGACCAACGCGAGCAGAUGGGGCCAGAUCAUUCUACUUCCCCGUUGCAUCUAGACCAAACCUCCACGUUUUUCUCAACACCACCACACUACGAAUCAUCUGGGACGAAAAGUCCGCAACUCCCAAUCUACUAGCUUCCGGCGUUGAAACCAACGCAAACAACAUAACCACAACCAUCCUCGCCACCAAAGAAGUCAUCCUCACAGCCGGCUCCAUAAGAUCCCCCGCCCUCCUCGAGCACUCCGGCAUCGGCAACCUAGCCAUCCUCGAACCCCUUGGUAUCAAAACCGUCAACCCCAUCCACAGCGUAGGUUCCAACCUCCCCGACCAACCCCAAAACGGCAUGACCUUCACGUCCUCCAAAAACUUCACCGGCUACCCAACUUUCGUAACCUACCUAACCGCCUCUGACCUCUUCGACGCCUCGCUCCCAGCCCUGACCGCAGAAGUGCGAGCGAACAUCAGCGCCUACGCCGCGACCAUCAUCGCCGAGUACGUCCCAGACACCAUAUCGCUGUCGACGCAAGAACAGCUGCUUACGCACCAGAUCGACCUAAUCUUCAACACCAGCAGCACAGUCCCGCUUGUCGAACUCCUCUGGGCACCCGUGAAUAACCAAAUCAUAGCGCAACUCUGGAAUUUAUUACCCCUGUCUAGAGGCUCCAUACAUGUUAAUACUUCCGAUGCCAACGCACCCCCACGCAUCAACCCAAACUUCCUCCAACUACCCAUCGACACUUACGCCCAAGCAGCUGCAGCAGUACGUAUACGUGAAUACAUGGCCACAUCCCCGCUCUCCGAUAUUAUCACCGGCGAGGUCUCACCCGGGCUGGACACCGUCCCAAAAGACGCGGGCUGGAGAGAUGUAGCCUGGGAGUCGUGGAUCAAGAAGACGUUGAAUGGUAACUCACACCCCUAUGGAUUUGUAGCCUACUACUCUGGUAUGCAAUGUGAAGAAUAUGGCGUCUAG